CCUUUUUCUUUCGCUACUUUAAGGUGUUCGUUCGGUUCAGUGGGUGAACGAAUGAGUAACGUUUGUAUAAGCGUGGACGAUAAGUUGUAAAGUUGUUUGUAAACGUGGGGUAGGUUAGCCGGUGAACAUGGGCCUGAACGAAUUUUGCGACGGAGAGAAGUUUAUUGACCCAACAGCAGCAAACUCAACAAGUCUGAUAUUCAGCAGCUGUUUCCAGCAGUUGGUGUUUGACCUGACACCAUGUCUGUAUCUGUGGAUCUUCUCAUUACCUUACUAUCUUUAUACAAGAAAGAGUAAAGUGUCCUACAUCCCAAGUUCUCCUCUUUUCAAGGCAAAAGCGGGUACUACUUUAAUAUUGUGGGUAUUAGCAUGGACAAAUCUGAUUCGCAGUUUAUGGGAAUGGGGACAAGGGAUGACUGUCCCAUCAGUGGAUCUGGUUGUACCACUCAUUGUGGGCCUAUCCAUGGCAUUGGCGCUUAUCUUCUUACAAUUUGAUCGCAUGAAAGGCAACACAGCCUAA
Messenger RNA from Ciona intestinalis (vase tunicate), 520 nucleotides. The record is from RefSeq and is a predicted model, not a curated record. Lineage: Eukaryota; Metazoa; Chordata; Ascidiacea; Phlebobranchia; Cionidae.